Cynocephalus volans (Philippine flying lemur) is the source of this 1400-nucleotide messenger RNA. RefSeq names its product NPR2 like, GATOR1 complex subunit (gene NPRL2). Lineage: Eukaryota; Metazoa; Chordata; Mammalia; Dermoptera; Cynocephalidae. Gene Ontology annotation, biological process: positive regulation of autophagy; negative regulation of TORC1 signaling; cellular response to amino acid starvation. Gene Ontology annotation, cellular component: vacuolar membrane; GATOR1 complex. The coding region runs from base 105 to 1247 and encodes 380 amino acids. The record is from RefSeq and is a predicted model, not a curated record. Gene Ontology annotation, molecular function: GTPase activator activity. The transcript has 11 exons.
CUUGACCCGGCGGCCCAAGCCUCCAGCUGACAGGUGUUCCCAGAAAUAGGGGCGCUUCCGCGCGCGAGAGACGAGGAGCUACGGGUUCAGUCCUAGCUAGCGCCAUGGGCAGCGGCUGCCGCAUCGAAUGCAUAUUCUUCAGCGAGUUUCACCCAACGCUGGGACCCAAGAUCACCUACCAGGUCCCUGAGGACUUCAUUUCCCGGGAGCUGUUUGAUACAGUCCAAGUGUACAUUAUCACCAAGCCAGAGCUGCAGAACAAGCUCAUCACUGUCACAGCCAUGGAAAAGAAGCUGAUUGGUUGCCCCGUGUGCAUCGAACACAAGAAGUACAGCCGCAAUGCCCUCCUCUUCAACCUGGGCUUCGUGUGUGAUGCCCAGGCCAAGACCUGUGCCCUCGAGCCCAUCGUUAAAAAGCUGGCUGGCUACCUGACCACACUGGAGCUAGAGAGCAGCUUUGUGUCCACAGAGGAGAGCAAGCAGAAGUUGGUGCCCAUCAUGACCAUCUUGCUGGAGGAACUGAAUGCCUCAGGCCGGUGCACUCUGCCCAUUGAUGAGUCCAACACCAUCCACUUGAAGGUGAUUGAGCAGCGGCCAGACCCUCCUGUGGCCCAAGAGUAUGAUGUGCCUGUGUUUACCAAGGACAAGGAGGAUUUCUUCAACUCACAGUGGGACCUCACCACACAACAGAUCCUGCCCUACAUUGAUGGUUUCCGCCAUGUCCAGAAGAUCUCAGCCGAGGCAGAUGUGGAGCUCAACCUGGUGCGCAUUGCUAUCCAGAACCUGCUGUACUAUGGAGUUGUGACACUGGUGUCCAUCCUCCAGUACUCCAAUGUGUACUGCCCAACACCCAAGGUCCAGGACCUGGUAGAUGACAAGUCCUUGCAGGAGGCGUGUCUAUCCUAUGUGACCAAGCAAGGGCACAAGAGAGCCAGUCUCCGAGAUGUGUUCCAGCUGUACUGCAGCCUGAGCCCUGGCACUACUGUGCGAGACCUUAUUGGCCGCCACCCCCAGCAGCUGCAGCAUGUUGAUGAACGGAAACUGAUCCAGUUUGGGCUUAUGAAGAACCUCAUCCGACGACUACAGAAGUAUCCUGUGCGGGUGUCUCGGGAGGAGCGGAGCCACCCUGCCCGGCUUUACACAGGCUGCCACAGCUACGAUGAGAUUUGCUGCAAGACAGGCAUGAGCUACCAUGAGCUGGAUGAGCGGCUUGAAAACGACCCCAACAUCAUCAUCUGCUGGAAGUGAUGAGGCUGGUGGUCACUAGAUAUGGCACAUUGCUGUGGGUACUUCCUCCUGCUAAGCCCUCCCUAAUACAGAGAGACUAGACCAGUAGGCUAGUCCAUACUGUCUGGAGGUUGACCCACAGUUCUGUAAAUAAAGUCAUCCAUUUCAACCUGC